Messenger RNA from Monoraphidium neglectum, 504 nucleotides. RefSeq names its product putative anion transporter 6. NCBI's taxonomy places the organism in Eukaryota, Viridiplantae, Chlorophyta, Chlorophyceae, Sphaeropleales, Selenastraceae. The record is from RefSeq and is a predicted model, not a curated record. Gene Ontology annotation, biological process: transmembrane transport. Bases 1 to 504 code for a protein of 167 amino acids. Gene Ontology annotation, molecular function: transmembrane transporter activity. The transcript is spliced from 5 exons.
AUGGUGCUCGCCGCCACCAUGGCUUUCGUGCUCAGCAACAUGGGCAAGGUGGAUAUGAGCGUGGCCAUGGUGCCGCUGGCGGAGGAGGCCGGCUGGGGGCCGUCGACGCAGGGGCUGGUGCAGGGGAUCUUCUACGUGGGCUACUGCCUGGCCUGCAUCCCUGGGGGGUACCUCGCGUCUCUCACGGGCGGCCGCACCGUGCUGCCGCUGGCUCUUGGCCUGUGGUCGGCCGCGACGGUGGCGGUGCCGCUGGCGGCGGCCACUGUCCCCACAAUGGCCCUCUCUCGGUUCACCAUCGGCGCCGGCCAGGGCACGGGCCCCAGCGCCGUCGUCGACAUCGUCGGCCGCACCACGCCCCCGGAGAAGCGCUCCAACGCGACCAGCAGCGCGUUUGGCGGGCUGCACCUGGGCACGGUGGUGGGGCUGCUGGUGGCGCCGGCGAUCGUGGACUCGCUCGGGUGGCGGGCGCUGUUCUACAUCUAUGGCGGCCUGGUGAGUGCGUAA